Psylliodes chrysocephalus is the source of this 2630-nucleotide messenger RNA. The record is from the annotation of a GenBank genome assembly. NCBI's taxonomy places the organism in Eukaryota, Metazoa, Arthropoda, Insecta, Coleoptera, Chrysomelidae.
GGGUUUUUGGUGGUUCGGACAAGGAGUGUUUUUUAUGCUGUGAUUCGGAGUUAACGCAUCAAACAAAACAAAGUCCUUUAUUCAAAUGUCAAAUAUUGUCAAUGUCAAGAAUUAAAUUUGUCAGGUUUUUUCAAAAUUAAAAUGAAAUUUGUGUUCGCUUAAUUACAUCAUUUUAAAACAGACAUAAUUUAGUACGUCCAAGAUAGUUUCCAAAUAAAUAUGCAAUCUGCUUUUUCUAAGAACGAAGUAAUAGGACUUGUGGUGAGGUUAACCUUAGUUUCAGCUGUUGCCUUUUUAAGUAUAAAAUGGAUAAUGAAUCAAGUUGAUCCUACAAAUAAAAGUAAAAAGAAGGCUCGACAACGGGCUGAAGAACAACUUAAAAGAUUAACAUCUACUGGAAAUGCUCCACUGAUCAUUGAAAAGUUAAAUGAUUAUGAAAUGAUGAUAGCUGCACAUCUGGUACAUCCACAAGAUAUUAAGGUUACAUGGAGUAGUAUAGCAGGACUUGAGAGUCUAAUUCAAGAAUUAAGAGAAACUGUUAUUUUACCAAUUCAAAGAAAGGAAUUGUUUGCCGAUUCUCAACUCACAACUGCACCUAAAGGUGUUCUUCUACAUGGUCCUCCUGGUUGUGGAAAAACUCUUAUAGCAAAAGCAACUGCUAGAGAAGCUGGCACACGUUUCAUCAACCUAGAUGUCUCUAUCCUCACAGAUAAGUGGUAUGGUGAAAGCCAAAAACUAGCAGCUGCUGUUUUUACUUUAGCUGUUAAAAUACAACCAUGCAUUAUUUUCAUUGAUGAAAUAGAUUCAUUUCUAAGAUCACGUACGAGUUCAGAUCAUGAGGCAACUGCUAUGAUGAAAGCUCAGUUCAUGUCUUUAUGGGAUGGGCUUAUAACAGACUCAAAUUGUACUGUCAUCAUUAUGGGGGCCACAAAUAGGCCACAAGAUUUGGAUAAGGCUAUAUUAAGGAGGAUGCCUGCCACUUUCCAUGUACCUAUGCCAAACACAGCCCAAAGGAGACAAAUUGUUGGAUUAAUCUUGGAAAAUGAACCUGUCGGACCCGACGUAAAUAUGGAAGCCAUAGCUAAAUUAACAGAAGGCUUUUCUGGUUCAGAUCUUCGCGAACUAUGCAGAAAUGCUUCCCUAUACAGAGUGAGAGACUACCUUCGCAACCACAUAGAAGAGAGUGAAGAGGAUGAAGUAUAUCAUGAUGCUCUUCGUCCCAUCUCAAUGGAAGACCUCAAAUUUUCAUUCAACAAAAUGCGAGAGGGCAAAGUUCAGUGUGGUUCAUUGCAAUUACAGACUAGAAUAGAUCUUGAUUAAUUAGAAGUGAUAGUAAAGUAUGCUGUGUAUUAUUUAAGUCAAUACAAUAAAUUGGAACUGUGUUAUUGAAAUUUAUAUAAUUUAGUUGAUGAAAAAAUUUCUCUUAUACAGCCCUAGCGAAUAAUAAUUAUAAGUAAUGGAAAGAGCACCAGUAAUGACUGUCAAAAAUUUUUGAUAGCUACUUAUUUGUCAAUUGCUAUACUUCCACAUUUUUAAGAGUUCAUUGACAUGUAGUAAGUAUUCUUCUAUGUGGGAACAUUAGAUAGAUUUCACUUGCUUUAAGAAUAGGCCUGGCCCAUCAUCAACUUUUUGACUGGAUACCCAAAUAACAGAAGGAAAUUUCAAUGAAAACUAUCCACAUUAAAAAAAAUUAAUCCUAUUUUCAUAAAACUUAAUAAAAACUAUUAAACACUGAACAUCCCUACUUUGGACGAUUCAGUGAAAACCUUAAAAUAUAAACUAAUAAGCCCCUUUUUUAAAUGACAAAUAAGAGAAAAAUAAUCAUUGUGUAUAAAAAACCUAAAUGAUUAAAAACGUUAUUCCCAAAAAAUCACCCAAAAGAAUUUAGAAACAAAAGGUUUAAGAAAAGAAAUAUAAUAACAAAUUUCACCUCCAACGACGGUGGGCAGAGCGCUAUUGUUGACGGUCUGGGCCUGUCCUUAAAGCAAUAGAAUUAUAUUUAUUAUUAUAAUAAUGUUUCUUUCGAGAGGUAGGUGAUGUUUAGAAACAAAAUAAAAAUGAUUGAGAGAUAGUAUACUUAAUACUAUAAUAAAAGUUACUAGCACUUUUGUGGAGUUAUUUUAUUUAUACCAUCAUCAUUGCAAUAUUAUGUUUUAAAUUAGUUUAUUUUUACCAGGAACGUUACUGUUAAGUAUAAAAUUUAUAAAUCCAUUAAAAUUACUUUAAAAAUUGUCAGGAUUUACAUUAUUUUUUUUUUAAUCUUCAUAACGUAAUAUUUGUGGAAUGAAUGACCGAAGUACAAAUAUUUUCGCAAAUAAAUGUUAUACAGUGCUGGCAAGAUCAAAUCUGUAGUUGAAAAGGUAUGCCGGUCCAAAAAAAUAAUUGUUUGACCAUGUAGUUGUUAUAGCUUUAAAAAAAUAAAAUAAAUAUUACUCAUUUGACAGAUUGGAGGGAAGAGUGGUUCAUUUGUAUUUUUACAUUUAGGAACCCCCUGAAUAAUGCCUUAUUCUUAUUUUAUAAAAUUGUACUUAAUUUCAAAAUUAGAAUCCUUAUUGAUUUAAUUUAAUCACUUUUCCUUUCCAACUUGUUAUUCUGUUUAAAAUUGUGUAAAAUCCCAAACAUGCUUCGAG